Thelazia callipaeda (thelaziosis nematode) is the source of this 459-nucleotide messenger RNA. The record is from the annotation of a GenBank genome assembly. NCBI's taxonomy places the organism in Eukaryota, Metazoa, Nematoda, Chromadorea, Rhabditida, Thelaziidae.
AUGCCAUUCAAACCAGUAGAACAUCCGAAAUGCCCAAAGUGUGGUAAAUCUGUGUAUGCUGCAGAAGAAAUGAGUGCUGGCGGCUACAAAUGGCAUAAAUUUUGUUUCAAAUGUGCAAUGUGUAAUAAAUUACUUGACUCAACAAACUGCUGUGAGCACCAAGCUGAAUUAUACUGUAAACAAUGUCACGGUCGAAAAUACGGUCCUAAGGGGGUCGGUUUUGGUAUAGGUGCUGGAGCUUUAACUAUGGACACGGGAGAACAUUUUGAGUUAUGUAACAAAUUGUUGGAUUCAACAAAUGUAGCUCCUCAUGAAGCUGAACUGUACUGCAAGCAAUGCCAUGGCAGAAAGUUUGGACCCAAAGGUGUUGGCUUUGGUUUGGGUGCUGGUGCUUUAACUAUGGAUGAUGGCUCCAAAUUUGGCAACAAAGCAACCGAAAUGGGGUUAGCUGUCAGAUAA